Messenger RNA from Eupeodes corollae, 2658 nucleotides. Its product is annotated as leucine-rich repeat-containing protein 15-like. The record is from RefSeq and is a predicted model, not a curated record. Gene Ontology annotation, cellular component: extracellular matrix. NCBI's taxonomy places the organism in Eukaryota, Metazoa, Arthropoda, Insecta, Diptera, Syrphidae. Gene Ontology annotation, molecular function: protein binding. The transcript is spliced from 3 exons. Bases 217 to 2355 code for a protein of 712 amino acids.
AACGUUUACUUGAUAAGCCACAUCCUUUCUUUACUUCUAAUCGUGUGUCGCGUCGGCCGCUUCGUCACAUUUCGAAUUGUAAGAAUACUCAUAGUCAUAACUUAUUCAAUGAUUUGCGAAGAAGACGUUGCGGUGGUUUGGUUUAAACUGCAGCUCGAUAUUUGUUAAAAUUUCUAAAAUUUCCCCUUUCACGUAUUUUAUUCCUACUGCUCCAUCAUGAAGAGUUCAGUUGCAACAGUCCUUAUAAUAUGUCUGAUUUGCAAUGUCUUUUGCGGCCCAUCAGCCCCCACAGCUUAUAUGAAAUGUCCCAAGGGAUGUGUUUGUCAAUAUGCCCACUUUAUGGAUUUACAAAUAUCACGUUGGAUAAACUUUAUGCAAACCAAAAAUCAAGACCGUUCAAUGGGAAGCAGAGGUUCAACACAAGAAACCCAAGACGAAUUGAUUAAUGACAAUGAAGUCAUGUAUGACGGGGAUGAAGGUUUCAAUGAAAAUUCGUUUAUUCAACAAGUAACCUGCAUUCUACAAGUCGAAAAUGAUGUCCGUGCACUUGUUAGCCAGCUACCCGUUGAUCUACAGGCUUUGGUGCUUCUCUACACUGCCGAAGGACAAAACAAAACAGUGCCAACAAGUGUUUUCAAACCUCUAAAUCAAUUGACAACAUUGGAAAUCAGAGGACCAAGUGAUAAAAGUUUUCGACUCAUCAUUGACGAACCAAUGAGCUUCCUUCAACACGCCAAUUUCGAGUCAAUCGCACUCUUUGGAUCGGAAAACUACAAACGGCCCAAGAAUCCUAUUCAUCCACGAGAGAGUUUCGAAUACGUACCAAGUAGUGAACAAAUUGCCUACAACAUAUCUCUGGAAGCUAUGCCUGAAGAUCAAGAAAUCGACAUAGUUCCCUAUGACGUUUACAUACAGGAGAUAAAGAAAUCCCGUUUGGUCACCUUCUAUGGCUGGGAUCAUUUAGAAGUUCUUCGAAUAAAUCACUGCCGAUUGGAUGAAAUGCGCUGGGAGAUGUUCGAUGGACUUUUAGAAUUGCAACACUUAUCACUCGAGCAUAAUGAGAUUAAAAUAGUACCCGCCUUCGCACUGUAUGGAGCAAUGCACAUCAAAACCUUAUCGCUGGCAUACAAUUCUAUUUUGGAUUUCAAUUAUCGUUCGCUUGCUGGUUUGCUAGACUUGGAGGUUCUCGAUUUGAGUCAUAAUAGUUUGUCUAAAUUGUCCGAAUUGAGUUUUCCUCCAUUUCCCAAACUCGAAUAUGUCGACUUUAGACACAAUCCGAUUCGGUAUAUAUUUCCAGCAACAUUUGGAGUCAUGAAUAAUACAAGAACAAUGCAUCUGGGUUCGAAAGAUGUCGCAGCUGAACUCUGGGGAAAUGCUCCGUUCGAUUCGUUGCAUCUUCUCAAGGUUCUCACUCUAACAAAUGUUUCAAUUGGGGCUCUCGAUCAUGAUGUCUUUCAAAAUUUGAGGUCUUUGGAAAUUCUUGAUGUGAAAGGACAAAUAAGAAGUAUCGAAUUCGAUGCUUUCGCCGAUAUGGCUUUUCUUAGGGAAUUGAAUUUAAGUUCUUGCAAUAUUAGGGAAAUCUCUAUGGAUUCAUUCUUCGGCUGUAAAAAAUUGGAAAUAGUCGAUUUGUCCAACAACAAUCUUUCAUACAUUCCUCCUGGUUUGUUCGAUGAGCAAAAUCAACUUCGAGAGAUCUAUUUGCAAAGGAACAACCUUAAAUACCUUCCGUCGACAUUUUUCCACAAUCCAUCACUCAAACUAGUUCGUCUGACAGAGAACCCAUGGAAAUGUACCUGUGACAUGGCAUUGUGGAAACAAAAGAUCACUAAUCAAUUGAGUGUUGGCAAGACCAGUCGAUGCAUCAAACAGUUCCAUACUGGAAAACAACUAUCCUGUCGCAAAAUAGACACUUACAAAUUUGAAAAGGCCUUAUCGCCAAGGUGUAAGAAUUAUAAUGGACGAAGUGUAUUUUAUGUACUGCGUAAGAACAUCCAAUGCAAGAAGACAACCAAGAAACACCACAAUCAACAAAACCCAUCAUCAACACCACUGACAAACCACCAACAACCACAACAUCGUAUGCCGAAGUAUAAGCUUUCAGACGAACGACUGAAUAUGAAUACCUUAUAUCAGGACAAAUCAGAAAUGAAACGAAUGCUACUGCAAAAGGAACGAAUUGUUAUUCCAUGGGCUCAGGCUAAACAUCAUAAGGUCCAAAAGACGAUGGCCCAUAUAAAUAGUUUACAAUAUCUUACCGGAGAGGGUUUGCGGAAAAACAAAUCUCAAGAAGUUACUAAAUAUGAUGAUAUCUUUGGAGGGAGAAUUGAUGAGCAAUUUGACUACAAUAAUAUUUAGAAUCUAAACAAAUGAGAAAUAACCAAACAGCGGAUGUAUAUGUUUUUGUGUAUAAGAUUAGGCCUAAGGGAAUUUAUUUCAAAAUUAAAUAGGAAUUACAAAAAUAAAGGAGUUACAAAUAUUUUCUAGGUGUAAGAAAGUUAAGCAUUAAUUUUUUAAAACGACUUCGAACUAACUUCAAAUUUCGUUUAACAGUGUCUAGGUUUUUGUUUUUAAGCUAAAAGUUAAAUGUUUUUGACUGAAUGUAAUAUAAAAAUAUGUUUUAAUAAAAUGAAAAUAAAAUGGUAGUUAUUUAAAAUAUUA